Messenger RNA from Octopus bimaculoides (California two-spot octopus), 1248 nucleotides. RefSeq lists its product as uncharacterized. Lineage: Eukaryota; Metazoa; Mollusca; Cephalopoda; Octopoda; Octopodidae. Gene Ontology annotation, biological process: signal transduction. Gene Ontology annotation, molecular function: protein binding. The record is from RefSeq and is a predicted model, not a curated record.
UAACUAGGAAACUAAAAUCAAUUUAUUCAUUCCACCGAGAGGACUUGAAACUCGAUGUCUCCAACUGAAAACCUCGAAACAAACUUACUAAGCUGAAAACCUUAAAACUCAAACGUAUUAAACUGAAAACUUCUGAUUCAUGAUGUAUGCUUUGUGAAGUGAAUGAACCCUGUGCACAUACUGUGGUAUGCGAAAAUUGUGGCAAAAUUCAACUUAAAAGAUGCCCCAAGUGUAAAACACGUAUAGAAAGCAAAAUGAGAGCUGAAACUCCAGAGUUAGAGAAGUUACUCCAAGUUGUCGCACAACUGUUAGGAAGCAAGUGGCAGCAAGUUGGUAGGAAUUUAGGAAUAAGAAAUGUCCAACUGGAAAUUAUCAAGUUAGACAAUCCUCUUAACACUAAAGAACAGAGCUUCCAGAUGUUGUACAAAUGGUACGCAAGUUGUGAUCAAGAGAGACGAACACUGGAGACACUCAGAGAGGCUCUUGAAGCAGCUGAGUGCUUUGAGGCACUUCAAUGUCUACCAUCAGAAGAAAGGUGAACUUGUGUGUAAAUGUAAUACUCAAAGGAUAACCUUGACUAAACAGAGACUCAUGAUCAAAUGCCUUCCAGCCAGGACCCUCCUGUCUUUAUGUAGGGAACCCAGAAUCACAUUGUCCAAUGUGUUCUUCUUUAAAUGGUGAAUUGAGGAGGAUUUGGAUACUAAUUCUAGCAAAUCUAUCUACCACAUAAGAGAUUCCCUUCCUGAAUUGGUUCCUUUCUUCUUAGAAAUUAACUUUUGAAAUAGAGAUAAACUUUGAAAUGUUCAUUUGCUGUUGUUUUUGCUGUGUAUCUAAGCUCCUCCCCAAAUGCCUUCCAUUGUUGUAGAGACAGUUUUCAUAUCCUUUCGUAUAUUGAUAGUUAUCUACCUUCAUUUAUAGCUGAAAGGGAGAUGUCUGGUAUAUAAAUAUUGAUGUCUUUUCUCUUUAUAUAUCAUAUAGGGAUAGUUUUUCUAUGUAAUAUAUGACGUACCUAUGGGUAUUUCACUUUGUCCUGUUGUGGUGUUUUAAGAUAGGUCCCUUCUAAUGUGGGGGUGUUUGAAUAAAACUCAGGGUUGGGAGUGCAAUUAAGAGUUAUCUCUAUUUAAAAUUCUAGCUUUAGGAUCAUUGUUAAUUACUAAUUACUGCAGUUUUUUAUUUUUUUUCCAGCAAAAACUAAAACUUUACAGUUGCAUAUAUAAAAAAUAAAUCCAUAAAUUUCAAAUUUAUUAA